AUGGUUUGGCUCAAUUGGCAACAUCAGAAGGUUAAGCAUCUCUUGAAUCUUCCUGCCUUAUCUCUAAGACAACCCUUCCACAUCCUUACAAUCACCCUCCUCAGCCUCUUGCUCCCACUCUCAUUUCUCCUCCUAUCCAGGUUCUCAAAUGCUCACUGCUAUCUCCUAAGCCUUGACUCUUUUCCUUCCAGCUCACAGCUUUCUUCUUUUCUCUUAUCAUUCCUCCUAUACACCAACCCAAGUGUUCUCUAUCUUCUUGUUUCCAUUAUUAGCUCAACCACUCUUGUCCACAGCUUGACAGGAAAGGAUGUCGUUACCUUUGCAAGCGAGUCUCCAAAGCCCAUUUUACGACCCCGUUUGUACACUGCAUGGAUCUUUAUAUGCACGUUGCAAGUCUGCGUUAGUUUGGGCAUAGAAGGGAGCAUUGCAGCAGGAAUUGAUGGCGCCAGUAGUACUGUUGGUAUGGAGAGAAGCUUGUUGAGCAGAUUAAUUUUCUUCCUGGGAUUGCAUGAAACGAUGCUUCAUUGGUCUAGGGUAGUGGUGAGGCCUGUGGUGGAUGACACCAUUUUCGGGGUUGCUACCGAGGAAAGGUGGGCUGAAAGAGCGGCCAUGGCGGCGAGCUUUGGUACCCUAUGGUGGUGGAAGUUGAGGGAUGAGGUCAAGUCUCUGGUGGCAGUGGCCGAGUUCAAGCUGGGAACAGAGGUGUUGAUAUUGAGUACUAGAUCAGGGGUGGCUGACUUUGUUACAUGGUGGCUCUAUUACCUGACUGUAACAAUUGGGAUGAUCAAGAUUGUGAAGGGUUUUAUGUGGCUUGGCAUGCUUUUGCUAUGUAGAAGGGCGGUGAGGGGGAGCUCACCUGAUUCUAGUGGGGAUGAAGACAAAGUCUGA
Molecule: messenger RNA, 888 nt
Organism: Juglans regia (Persian walnut)
Lineage: Eukaryota; Viridiplantae; Streptophyta; Magnoliopsida; Fagales; Juglandaceae
Exons: 1
Coding region: 1-888 (295 amino acids)
Source: RefSeq, a predicted model, not a curated record